This is a messenger RNA of Stylonychia lemnae, 3861 nucleotides long. Lineage: Eukaryota; Ciliophora; Spirotrichea; Sporadotrichida; Oxytrichidae. The record is from the annotation of a GenBank genome assembly.
AUGAACAAAGCAAACAAGUCAGAAGCAUAAAAAUCUUAGAAGUCUUAAGAGACUAAAAACUUAGUCUAGAGCUCAACCCCAACAACUUCCUCACCUAUUGAACAUCUAAACAGACAUGAAAAUAGUAACUUAAAAUAUGAUCAAGAUGAGGAAAAAUCAUAAAUAGAGCCAAUGUCCCAAAAAGCUUCUUAAAAGAAUGGAAGAGAUUUGAGUAUGGAUUAAUCUAUAGACAAAUCUAGUAAAAAGGGAAGAAAACCAAAGGGAAGCCAAGAUAUUCCUAAUGAUGACACAAUGGAGAGAAGUGUAAAGAAGCCGAAUAGGGAUCAUUGUAAUGAAUGCAAGGAUGGGGGUGAUCUUCUUUGUUGUGAUAACUGUGUAAGAUCAUUUCACAUAAAGUGCUGUGGCUUGAAAAUUGUUCCUGAUGAAGAUUGGUAUUGCAAAAUUUGUGUGCCGAUAGUAGAAAAGAGAAAAUAGUUGGAGGAUGAGAAAAGAAAGAAGGCUCAAGAAAGAGAGUAACAACUUGAAGAAAAAAGAAUUUAGAGAGAAAAAGAAUCGAAAUUAAAAGAGUAAGAAAUAGAGAAAAAAAGAGAAGAAAAAAGAUUAGAAAAAUAGAGAUAAGAAGAAGAGAAAUAAAGAUAGAGAGAACAAAAGCUUAAAGAACUUCUAGAAUUGAAGGCUAAAAAGCAAGAGGAAUAACAAUAGAAAGAGUUAUAAUUGAAAUAGCAAUAGUUGUAAUAAUAGCAAUAGUAAUCCAAUGCUAGCAGCCAAUAACAAUAACUUAGUGUUAAAGAAGGAAAAGCUGAAAAUUCUCAUGACUCUAAAGGUAUUAGUCCUAAUAGAUCUAAAAUGAAUGGAUAGGAAACACCGAAUGAUUUGUCAGCAUCUGUUAAUAUCAAGAAGAAAAUCCCUAGUACAGGAAAUGGAUUAACUAAUGGCGCAUCAUCUAAUCAAAAGAAAUCCGAUGAAAAAUCUGAAGCAGAGAGGGCAAAAGAGGCUAAAAUGAGAGAAUAUAGAAAUUAAUUGAAAAUAUUCUCAAAUAUUUAUCCUGAAUAGGUAGAAAAAAAUUAAAUCAAGUACCCGAUAGAGGAUAAACUCAUUAAAAAGAUGCCUUUAUUGCAUGGAGCUGACACCUUUCCUGAAAAACCAUAACUUAAGCAAGUAUUGAUUGACGGAGCAUCUUUUGAAAGAUUACUUUAUAUUUGGGAGUUUCUCAACAACUUUGGAGAUUUUAUGAACCUGUAAAACUUUAAAUUUGAAGAACUUUAAGUAGCACUAUCAUUCAACUAAUAGCCUGAUCAAGUUUAACUCUACAGCCAGCAAGAUUUAGAAGACUAAGAACCAGAUUGGGAAGAAUAAAUUAAUAAUAAGACUGUAUCUGAGUAAGGAUUCGGUCUUAUUAACUCUAUUCAUGUGGCAAUAGUUAACGUUUUCAUGAAUGAACUUAAGCAUUAAGAAGAAAAACUCAAAGCUUCUAAUGAAGCUAAUAACAAAGAGAAUGUAGAUGAAGAAGAGGAUAUUUUGAUUGAGGAAGUCAGGAAAAACUUUGAUAAACCAGAGUUAAUUUGGCCCGAGCUGAUCAGACUUAUUUUAAAAUCCCAGAAAAAGUUUGAUUUUUAUCCACUAGAUCCACAUAUCGCUUCAAUAUGUGAUAGAUUAGCUAGUUGCACGCCUGAAACUUAUUCAAGCAAACUUUCCUAUAUUGAUAAAGCAGAGUUACUAGAAUGUUUAAUUGAUGGUAUCCAUGAUUUAGACGACUUUAGAAUAUUCUUGAAUCAAAGAGUUGAAGAAAAAUCAUCUUAUAAUAAACAAAAAAUGGAUCUAUAUGGAGAGAUAAAAUAACUAGAAAAUUAAAAAUAGGAGCUUAUAAAAGAACAUGCUAACAAUAAUUUCUUUAACAAUUCAGAAGAAAUUUUAAACAAGAUUGAGGACUUAAAAAAAUAAUUAGGUUAAGCUAAUAGAAUUCAAAGUAAAAUCAUUCAUUAGCAAAUUCAAGAACUUCAAAGUGAAAAGAAUAAGAUAAUGAAGGAGAUGCAAAAAAUAGAGGAUCAAAUUGAAAAACGCUAAAUGAGGAUAGAGAAAUUAAAUGAAUAAGCACACAAAACUUCAAUUAAAACUUCAAUGUUGGGUAAAGAUGCAGAAAAAAACGAAUAUUGGUUUUUCAAGGAGGAGCCUGGAAAGUUGUUUGUCAAGAAAUAUGAGGAGAUUAGAAGGUCAAAACAUGUUGAGGUAAAAAUUAAUGAUCUAGUAGAGGAAAGGAAAGAAGAAAAUGUUAUCUAACAAGAUCAAGCAAUGAUAGAUGAGGAAGAGGAGCAAGUUGACAUAAUAUUUAAAUGGUUCUACUAUGACUUAGAGGAUGAAUUUGAAAAGCUAAUUGAAGCAUGCAACAUCAAAGGUUAAAGAGAGAGAAAAUUAUAAGAGAAUUUAAGAAAGAUUAGAGACAGAGUUAAGCUAAGAAAAAGCAAAAAAUAAGCUGCAUAACCUCCAUAACCAGCAGGCUCAUCUGUACUUGGCAUUUAAAAUGAUCAACAACUCUAAUAAAAACAGUAGGAAAAGUAGGAAGAUUCGUCAAUCAUUCAAUUAAAUGACCAGGAGAAGAAAGAAGAAUAAGACGCUGAGAUGGAAGAGGAAUCUUAACAAGAAGUGGCUUAAAAUAAACACGCUCUAUUCGAAAAUGAUAACUAUUAUUAAGCGCUAACAAAUGCAAUUUGGUUUAACAAGAAAAUGCCGACUAAGAGGUAGGUCAUGAUGGAAAAUAAGGCAAUAAUGGUCAGAUAAGGCAGAGGAGGCGUUUAAAAGUAAGCUUAAUAGCCUAGAGAUGAGGAAAAAGUAACAUUCGAAUCUUUGAGAAACAAUAUCUUAUCCAUUGAAGAAUUAUAUACUGAUUCAAGUUUACAGUUCUAAAGAGAGUGGGAUCACAAAAUUGUUAGAGAUAAAAUAAAGGAGUAAAUUGUUAUGGCUUAGACAGUUGAUGACUUGUAGUAAUUACUACUAAGACUUGAUCAGGGUUUUAGUAGUCCUCACAUUCUUAAAUAUGUGAACAAAGAAAACUAGAAUGAAUCUGAUGAUGAUCAAAACCAGUAAGAUAGUUAGCAAGAAAGUGAUGACUAAAAAAUGGAUAAUGAGGAGAGUAAAAUGAUGAAUGGAGAAGGCUAAGAUUUCGACAAGAAUGUUAGAAGAAUUAAGUCAAAGUUCUUAAAGUUCUGGCCCAGCAAGGAACUUAGAGAUGCUUGGAGAUAAUAUGUAUUCUAGGAGUGCCAAGAUGGAAAUGUUAAUGCAUUGUAUAUAGCUGUGAGAAUUUUGGAAAAGAUAAAUGGAUAAUUCCUAUAGAAGCAACUUGAUGGACUUUACAAGAAGCAAAAGAAAGAGCAAAAGAUCAAUCAGAACAAAGGACAAAAACCUUAAUAAGUAUCAAAUCAAGCUGAGAAAAUGCAAUCAAGAAAGAAUAAAAGUUAUAAGCAAUUCUUUGAAGAUGAAGAGAGUGGCUCAGAGGAUGAGAGGUCUAAUGAUAGAAGCAGAAGAAGCGCAAAGCCACAGGGGCCUGGUCGAGGAAGAGGAAAGAAAAGAGUUGAGGAAUCAGAAGAUGAAUCUUAGGAUGAGAAGAUAGACAACAGUGAUGAAGAGGAUGAAGAAGAAGAGGAUAGCAGAGAGUGGGAUGAUGCCUGCUAUGUGUGCAUGAAAGGUGGUAACGUUUUAUGCUGCGAAACCUGCUCCCAUGUUGCCCAUUUGUAAUGUGCAAACCUUAAAAAGUCUCCUCAAGGAGAAUGGCACUGUGAGGAAUGUUUAAUUAAGCAAACAUAAAGAAGAACAACUAGAGGUUAGAGUAACCUCUAUGUCAAGCCUAAAAACGGAUAUAGAAGAUGA